Elgaria multicarinata webbii is the source of this 5759-nucleotide messenger RNA. RefSeq names its product glutamate receptor interacting protein 2 (gene GRIP2). Gene Ontology annotation, molecular function: protein binding. The record is from RefSeq and is a predicted model, not a curated record. The transcript has 24 exons. Lineage: Eukaryota; Metazoa; Chordata; Lepidosauria; Squamata; Anguidae. Bases 308 to 3679 code for a protein of 1123 amino acids. Gene Ontology annotation, biological process: neurotransmitter receptor transport, endosome to postsynaptic membrane.
AGUUGUGCCUGCUCACCCUUCAGAGAGCACAACACACAGGCUAUAGCUUCUUGCUUGGUUCCUUUCCCUCCUCCCCAAGUACUUUAAUUGUGUGGAGGAGCUAUUUUCUUUUUCUUCUUUUCUUUCUUUUUACAACCACACCAAUGAUUGUGGGUGUUGUUGAAUGACCUGGUUUUAAAAAGAUAAUAAUAAAAAAAAUCUGUAAUGACAUUCUUCUUUCAAAAGAAGAAGCUGGGAUUGCUAAAAUGUAGGUGUGCAGAGGAUUUGUAGAUCUUGCAACUUUAUUUUUCUUUGAUGGUGUGAACAAAUGAAGAAAGUUUUCAAGGUUUUCCAGAUCGUUAAAAAGUCGUCGAGGAGGAGGAGGAGAUGUAAAGAGAAAUUCGGGGUGGAGGAGGAACAGGAAAGCCAGGGAUCCUGUGACCACCAAGUUGGCUUGUGCAAUCUGCAUCUCUGUGUCAGGGAUGAUGGCCCUUACUCCAAAGGGAGCAAAGAUUCAGGUGGACUGGACACAGCCUUGGUCUCAAGAAGGCAAAGUAUACCAGAGGAAUUCAGAGGAGUCACCAUUGUGGAACUGAUUAAAAAAGAGGGAAGCACUCUUGGAUUAACUAUAUCUGGGGGCACAGAUAAAGAUGGGAAACCAAGAGUCUCCAACCUGAGACCAGGAGGGCUAGCAGCAAGGAGCGAUCAGCUAAAUGUUGGUGACUACAUCAAGUCAGUGAAUGGGAUUAAUCUGACAAAACUGCGACAUGAUGAAAUCAUAAGCCUGUUGAAGAAUGUGGGGGAAAGGGUAGUAUUAGAGGUAGAAUAUGAACUACCCUUAGCUGCUCCAGAUAAUAGCGUUGGCAUCAUUCCAAAGACCAUUGAAGUGACCCUGUACAAAGAAGGCAACAGUUUUGGAUUUGUACUACGAGGAGGCGCCCACGAAGACUGGCACAAAUCCAGGCCAUUAGUAUUGACAUAUGUUAGGCCAGGUGGCCCAGCAGACAGGGAAGGUUCUCUGAAAAUUGGGGACAGGCUGUUGAGUGUGGACGGGAUUCCCCUUCACAGUGUGAGUCAUGCUGAUGCGCUAAACAUCCUACGUCAGUGCAACCAGGAGGCGCUCUUCCAGAUUGAGUAUGAUGUCACCAUAAUGGAUACAGUAGCCAAUGCUUCAGGCCCUUUGCUAGUGGAAAUUGCAAAGACUCCAGGCUCUGCGCUAGGAAUCACGCUAGCAACAAACACCCAUCGGAAUAAACAGGUCAUAGUCAUUGACAAGAUCAAGCCAGCCAGUGUUGUAGACAGGUGUGGGGCCUUGCACGUUGGCGAUCACAUCCUUUCCAUUGACGGCACCAGCACAGAACACUGUUCCUUGUUGGAAGCCACCCAGCUCUUAGCCGCAACAUCGGAAAAUGUCAAGUUGGAGAUACUACCUGCUCACCAGAGUCGUCUGCCCCUCAAGCCUCCAGACACGGUCAAAGUGCAAAAGAGUGACCACCACCACUGCUGGGAUCCCUGUGUCAGUUACUGCCAUACCCACCAUCCGGGCCACUGCAAGACACCCACCUGGAACCAGACGUCCAGCCAGGAUUAUUGCAAGUCCCUCGUAGCGGCCAACUUUGCAUCUCCGACAAUGAACACAUCAGGGUUUGCCUGCCAGAAUUCCAAUACUCUACCUCGGUGCAACCACCCCAUGAGCCCACGGGCCACCAUGAUGAGGAGAAGACAGCGGAAGAAGGAGCACAAAAGCUCACUGUCGUUGGCCUCUAGUACCGUAGGUCCUGGCGGGCAGAUUGUUCAUACAGAAACAACAGAGGUGAUUCUAAGAGGCGACCCCUUGAACGGCUUUGGACUGCAGCUGCAAGGGGGGAUCUUUGCUACUGAAACCCUCUCUUCUCCGCCUCUCAUCCGAUUUAUUGAGCCUGACAGCCCAGCAGAAAGGUGUGGCCUCCUACAAGUUGGAGAUAGAGUGCUUUCCAUCAACAGCAUAGCAACAGAAGAUGGGACAAUGGAAGAAGCCAAUCAGCUCUUGCGGGAUGCAGCGCUUACCAACAAGGUUGUUCUGGAGAUUGAGUUUGACGUGGCAGAAUCUGUCAUUCCCAGCAGUGGUACCUUCCAUGUCAAGCUACCCAAGAAAAGAGGUGUGGAACUCGGUAUUACCAUCAGCUCAAGCAGAAAGUCUGGGGAGCCUUUAAUUAUCUCUGAUAUCAAGAAGGGGAGUGUAGCACACAGGACUGGCACCUUAGAGCCCGGAGACAAGCUGUUAGCCAUUGAUAAUAUCCGACUCGACAAUUGCUCAAUGGAAGAUGCGGUGCAAAUUUUAAAGCAGUGUGAAGAACUUGUCAAAUUGAAGAUCAGGAAGGAUGAGGACAAUUCUGAUGAACAAGAAACGUCUGGAGCUAUUAUCUACACAGUGGAGUUGAAGAGAUAUGGUGGACCCCUAGGAAUAACUAUUUCAGGGACGGAGGAACCUUUUGACCCAAUAGUCAUUUCAGGCUUGACGAAACGAGGGCUGGCAGAAAGAACUGGAGCCAUCCAUGUAGGAGACCGGAUAUUAGCUAUUAAUAAUGUAAGCCUUAAGGGGAAGCCACUGAGUGAAGCCAUUCAUCUACUCCAAAUGGCUGGAGAGACGGUAACUCUGAAGAUCAAGAAGCAAACUGAAAGGACUUAUCCCCAAAAGUCUGGGAGUAUGAAUGAAGUCAGCGACCCCGAUGAUGACUUGACUGAUUCUCAGAAAACUAGUAAGCUCUCUGAGAUCUAUUCCACCACAAUUCCUAGUGUGGACAGUGCUAUGGAAUCCUGGGAUGGUUCUGGCAUUGACGCAGGCUAUGGAAGCCAGGUAGGUACAUACUUACCUCAGGCUGUUGGUAUUGCUCUUCAUCCACAUGAGUGGCGAUCCAGCAGGCAGAAAAGCAGUACACCUCCUGGGGACCCCAGGAAGAGUUAUCCCUUUAUGGAUGGCAGUUUCAGUGAGGAUGACUGGGAGAAGCCCAGCAGAUAUCCCAACCGCCAAAAUGGCCUUGAGACCGCACAUGAGGAUAAUUUUUGGCGUGUUUUUGGAGAAGCUUUGGAGGACUUGGAAACAUGCGGCCAGUCUGAACUUUUGAGGGAGAUUGAGGCAUCCAUCAUGACUGGGAGCGUACAUAAUCUGGGCCUUGACGGGGGCAAGUUGCUCAUGAACUCCGUGAACCAGUCAGGACUGAGCCCACCAAGGAAAGGGAACUGCAAGAGCUCAGGCGAAGGGCCAGGCAACAGCAAUGUCACUCCCACCAAGAAGAAUGACAGGAAUUUGGAGAUUAAGAUGAUGAAGGAAGAGAUACAGGAAAUCAUGUCUCCCACCCCCCUUGAGCUGCACAAGAUGACUAUCUACAAGGAUCCAGAGACUGAAGACUUCGGGUUUAGUGUCUCGGAUGGAUUGUUGGAAAAGGGUGUCUAUGUGAAUAUGAUCCGUCCAGAUGGGCCAGCGGAUCAGUGUGGCCUCAAGUCCUAUGACAGAGUUCUUCAGGUAAAUCGCAUCCGCACAAGGGACUUUGAUUGCUGUCUGGCUGUACCUUUGAUAUCCGAGGCAGGAGACAAACUGGAACUGGUAAUCAGCCGAAAUCCCCUGGCCUUCACUGCCAAGGCCCAGCUAGAGGAGCAAGGGGAUUUGCCCAGCCAGCAAUCUGCUGGUGUGGAGGUGAAGACCAACACGCAGACACUCUGAAUAGGGGGUGGGGUGGGCUUGGUGUCAAUGGUCUUUGAGGUCCUGUGAGGGGCAAAGGGGUUAAUGGGUGUCUGUUGUGUGUGUUUUUACAUUUUGUUUUGCACUGUAUUUGUGCUUACUCUGUAUAAUGUAAGUGGCCAUGAAGAACUGGGUUUCCAGUUAGUUAUAUCUUAAAGCCUAUCAGCUUUGGCCUUCAAGGUCCAAGCUGAGCGAGGUGGAACAGCUUUGACUUUGGUUGACACAUGGUAAAAUGGGUUGCUGAGAGCAAGAAAGCAGCACCCAGUGUAACUCGCCUGGGGGAGAAGACAUUUUGCUCAGAGCAUGAGUUUCUCCAGUGCAUGGGGCGAUGGGGCGCACGCCAUCUGAUUGCCCCUGGCUGAAGGGCUUGGAUACAUGGUGCUAUUUUUGUUGUUUGCUUUGUUAAAUCAUGUAUAGUAAAUCUUAAAUUUAAACCCCUCGUUUCUGUGAAAGGCAUCCCUGCACUAUCCCACGGCCCUUUCUUAAUCCACUGCAAGAGCCCUGCAUCCUUUCUCCAAUCCACUUUCUUCCCUCCCUCCCUGAUCCCAGGGCCACGCUGAAUUCCCUUUAAAACCAAGCGCAGGUUUCACUCGCACAUUCUACAAAAACUGAGCCUAUUGUCACAGCGGAUGUAGCUCAGAUGCUUGGAUAUCUUCCCGCUUGUUUUGUUUUUUAAAGGGGAAUGUAACCACCAUUUGACUUGAAGACAGAAUUUAUUUUUCUUCACGUACUCUGUUUUAGAAAGCACUUAAUGUAGAACACAACAUGCAGGAGACUAGUUUUCCAGUCAUCCUGCGUUGCACAGAUAAGGAACCAGAAAACUCUCUUCAUUGAACCCCUCAUCUUGAGAGUGAUCCAUUUGUCACUCAUGUCAGCCUCUUGGCCCUGCCCCUGAUUUUUUUUGUGUAUGGGGGUUGUUGGGGGAAGCCUUGUACCCCUUUGUCACUGUUUAGCAUGAGACAUCCUCUGCUAGAUUGAUAUUGUGUCUCCAGGUGCACCCUCCGUGGGUCGUCUUAGUGCAAGUACACGUGUGUGAGUGUGUGUGUGUGUGUGUGUGUGUUUAUCACAGAUAAUGUUUGACACCCUGUUGUAACCAGCCAUAGCAGCAGCCCUAAGUUUUCAGUAGUGACCUUCUCCUCCACGGCUUGUGAGCACGAUGCCUUUGUGACCCUCGGCCCUGCAUCUGCAUCCCCCCAACCAGAUCCCCUUGUAGCGACAAUGAGUGUGAUAUUCACAUUCAUUGAACAAUCUGCCUACAGCCAACAAGUUGGACUGCCACCGAAGCUGUAAUCUCUUCCUUUCACAUGGCAAAAUGACAGGAUUUGCUAACCUCUCACUGGCCAGUGGAAUUGCUGUGCCAGACUUUCUGGAAUAGCACUUUAUUGUGAUCAUUUCUGAUUGACCGCCUAUUUGAGAAAUAGAGCAAGGCCCUGAUCUGGGAAACUGGCUCCUCUCUUCCUUUGUAUUCUCUUUUUUUUCUUUUGUACUGUUCUGAUGAAUAUUAAGAUGCCAUGUUUUGGUACAGGUUGGGAACCUUCUCCUGCUAGGCCAGGACUGGUUUCUAGGUCUGUGCCCAGGCCAAGCUGUGAUUGCAUCUCUCUUCUUGGCUACUUCACUUCCUGGGCCACGUCAAAGUAUCCGUGAUUUCCUUAAGAUGUGCAUGGAGUCCCAUUGGGCUGUCUCUAGCUGUAGCCAUUCUCCCUUCUCAAAGUAUGCAAUAUUCCAUACCAUUGCUGCCAUAAACUAGAUAACGUGCCAUAAAAGAAACUGCAGAGUAUUGACAGUUAAGCAGAAAAAGGGGGUUUUAUAUGCAAUAUUGUCAAAAUGGCAGAAGCUCAAUGUGGCUUCAAAUAAGUUUUUAAUGAAGACUUUUAAUAAGGCUUUAAAAAAAAUGGUCCUUGUAUCCCUUCCUAUGCAUUUUGAAUGAUAUGAAGACGAAAUGCAUUACUUAAAUGUGUAUUUUUAUCUAUAUAUUAGAGUGUAUUCCUUGUAAAGUAUUUUUCUAUGCUAAUUUUCUUAUGUAUCUAUGAAAGCACAAUAUUCAAAGAAUAUUUUAGUCCUG